Symbiodinium necroappetens is the source of this 1281-nucleotide messenger RNA. Lineage: Eukaryota; Dinophyceae; Suessiales; Symbiodiniaceae. The record is from the annotation of a GenBank genome assembly.
AUGCUGACGGAGGUUUGCCACACCCCCAUUGCGCAGAAGUGGGGUUACCCUGAGCGGGUGCUGAACUUGAUAGCUGACAUCACGGCGGAUGCUUUGGACCAGCUGACGCACCUGGGGGGACUUAUUAUGCGGCCGGUCUCGCUGGCAUACUAUCAGCAUUGCCGCGUGAUUGUCGCGCUGUUCACCUUCAUGUGGCCAAUGGUGCACAAGAAAAGUGCAGACUUUGUUGGCAACAUUUUCGAUGCCAUCGUGUUCCCUUGCGUGGUCUACUGGGCCAUGUCCGGCCUCGAGAGGCUCGCAGAAAUGAUGGAGAACCCUGUGGGCGACGACGACACGGACAUCGAUAUGAUGCAGCAGAUGCAUGAGCUUGAGGUUGGACUGCAGCUGUCCUUCGAGAUGUCAGAGGUCCGCCGCAGCAUGAUGAGGAGGACACUGGCGAAAGGAUGCCCCAGCUGCACUGACGCAGCAAAGGCGAAGAUGCCGCCGUUGGCGCCUGCUGCCCAGUUUCAGGAUUACUUCUGUUGGUUGCCCCUACCAUCGGCCAUCGCAGAAGGGAUGACUCUCAAGCACGGGCAUGUCGACCACGCCCACGCAGCCUUUUUGGAGGGGCACGUUUCGGACUUCCGCGGCUUUCUACGCAAGGCAUUGCGCCGGCACAGCGCGGGCCGUCGCAGCCCCUUCGAGGCCAUCCCGGAGGCUGCCGGAGCUGAGGAGCUCAAGGUGUAUCCGGAGGCAGAGCAGGAUAGCACCAUGGGCAUGAUCCAACGGGACACCAAUGGCUUCUGGCACUACUUGGCUUUCCGUCCAGUCUUGAACAAGCCUGGUGCUGACGGCGAGCUGCGGCGUCAGGAGUUGUGGCGGAAGCGCAUUGUGAACUUGCUCGGCCAAGAGCAUCCGGCUGCCAAGCUGCUGGAGGCGACCGAGCAAACUGACUCGGCGAGGUCGGUCCUGCUUCAGCCGCUGAAGCCACCGAAACCGCGACGACACCACGUCUCUGAGGCCAUCGCAGAGUCCAUGGCUCCGCGGUCACCUCCUGCCAAGGAUCACAAGACAUUGAAGCGGUCAGGAACAAUGCCGGCGUCUGCAUUUGGCCGUGAUGGGCAUUUCGAUUUCAGCCCUUCUCGCCAAGCUUCGCAGAAAUCCGCGGGCCUGGCAUCUAGCGACUCAUAUCACUGGGCUGGCGUUGAUCGAGCCCUUUCCAAGGAGUCAGGUUUGGGCCUGAACUCCUCCCCGCCUGCUGGCAGGCAGCAUGCUCUGGGGCGACAGAACACAAUGCUCUGA